Rubroshorea leprosula is the source of this 1097-nucleotide messenger RNA. Lineage: Eukaryota; Viridiplantae; Streptophyta; Magnoliopsida; Malvales; Dipterocarpaceae. The record is from the annotation of a GenBank genome assembly.
CAUAUAUCCACUCUCUCUGCCUGAUCUCUCCCUCUCAAAAAGACCUUUACUUUCCUACUACCAUCAUCACAACUCCUAAUCAAGAAAAGGCAGAUCCAAGGUGGUUGUUAAGCUGUGAUGCACCCUUAUCAAUCAAUCAAUCGACAAAGUAUUAUCAAUUUUUAUAAGGAAAAGGAGGAAGGGGCCAAAUCAAGGAUGUGCUCCUCCUCGGCCGUGUCUUUGGAUCACCAGCUCCCUCCCUCCGAGCUGCUAUGUUCUGUCCAUUGCAACAUUUGCCACACUGUUCUCGCGGUGAGUGUUCCCUGCACAACUUUCUUCAAGAUAGUAACGGUUCGAUGUGGACGCUGCACCAAUCUCCUGCCUGUGAACAUGAGAGGGCUGCUUCUGCCUUCUGCUGCUAAUCUGCAGUUUCACUUACGCCGCAGCUUCUUCUCUCCUUCAAACAUUCAUCUGGAUGAAAUCUCAAACCAUGGUCCAAACUUUUUAAUUAAAUCCAACACAAAUGACUCCACUUUACCCACUCGUGGAGUAGCUGAGGAGCUUCCAAGGGCACCAGUUAACAACCUCCAACCCCCCGAGAAGAGACGUCGGAGAGUCCCUUCCGCGUACAACCGCUUCAUCAAAGACGAGAUCCAACGCAUCAAAGCAGAGAAUCCAGAUAUAAGCCAUAGAGAAGCCUUCAGUGCAGCAGCUAAGAAUUGGGCUCACUUCCCACACCUUCACUUUGGAAUCACGCCUGAUCAAACAGUGAACACGACUAACGUGCGCCCACAGGAAGCAGGGGACAUUCUGAUGAAAGAUUGAUUUUUUGCUUCUUCAGCUAAUGAUGGUGUUUCUCCCUACUAACUAAUUAAUCUUAAUUCUCGCACAAAAAAGGUAAUUAAGCAUAAUUUGUCACUUUAUUUGUCAAUUAAUUUGUAAUGGUAGUCCUUAGUUGCAGAGGCAACGUGUUUCUUGUGGUGGCCUGGGGAACUAUAGCCAGAGUUUUAGCUGUUCAAGAAUAAUUAACACUACUUUUUUUAAUUUACUAGUAGUACUUUCUUUUCUUUUCUUUUUUUGGGUGAAAUUACUAGUAGUACUUCAUAUCUCAAGAUUGC